Molecule: messenger RNA, 2310 nt
Organism: Acanthosepion pharaonis
Lineage: Eukaryota; Metazoa; Mollusca; Cephalopoda; Sepiida; Sepiidae
Source: the annotation of a GenBank genome assembly
AUGGAUCGACCUCCUGACAUACCGAUCUAUGGCCCCAUGUAUGGUGUCUCCUUUCAUCACCGGUUGCCCACACAUAGUGAUAUUUCUGGAAAGCAUUUUCCACAGGACCAUAGCACAAUGGAACCUGCACCCAGGAUGCCGCACUUGGGCGGAAAGCAAUACUCUCACCAGAGGAUGGCUCCAAUAGCCGAGAAAUCCACUCACCACCAUAGCAACAGUUCGGGAAAACACCUCCAUCAUAGGCAUAGCACCUCGUCAUCAUCCUCAUCGUCUCACAUUUUGCAGAAAAAUAUACACAACUCUGGUGGUGGGGGUAAGCAGUAUUCUCACGAAUCGCAGAGAAUGUCGCAUCAUAGUAGCAGCAGCAGCAGCAGCAAUAAUGAGAAAACCUCUCAUCACAGUUCCACCAUGUCUGGAAAGCAAUUCCCUCAUCAUCACAUGUCACUUGUUCCUGAAAAAUCAAUGACCCCAGAGAAUAUCCCUUCAAAACAGAUGUCCUCCACAUCCUCAUCUCAUCACAGGCCAGACUCUGCUGACAAGGAACACAUGUCAUCUGGUGACAUUAUCGAUCGACCUGACAGUAAUAGCAACAACAGUAACAUUUCUGGAGGAAACCAGUUCUCCCCGCAGCAGUCCCCAGGGAUGGAGUCCCCACCUCGUAUUCCCUACCUUGGUCAGAACAUGUUUCCUGGAAACAUGUAUGUCAACCAAUACCAGCAGUCAUCAUGCUACAUGCAGUCACCUUCGGAAAGAUCACAGCUUCAGGAAAGUAUUGAUGGAGAUAUGGGAGAAAUGUCGCCUGAAGAGGGGGCUCCACACAAGGGUUCUCCUUACAGCAGUGAGAAAUCCUAUCAAGGAGAUCCCUUGGGGCAAAAGCAGUAUUCUCAAAACAAGCCCAUGCCACAGCCACAGAAGCAGCCACCCCAACGUCUGUAUUGUGACUAUUGUGGCAAGAAAUUUGCGCAGGAAUACCUUAUGUAUAUGCACAGACGGAAACACACUGGAGAAAAACCGUUCCAGUGCGAUGUCUGCAAUAAACAAUUCUCACGGAAGGAUGUGAUGCUGAGGCACAAGAAAAGUCAUCAUACUGGAACAUAUCCACAGAUGUCUCCUGUCACCGACAUGGGAAAUUAUCAACAGGAACCAACACCGCCCCAGCCACAACCACAAUCACAGCCACAACCACAAAACUAUCCCUCCAUGAUAAAGAAACCUUGCACCCCUGACAAGCUCUUUCAGUGUGACAUCUGUAACAAGUACUUUGGCACUAAGAACUAUUUAGAGAUCCAUAAGCGGACGCACACAGGGGAGAAGCCCUUCCAGUGCGAUUUCUGCAUCCAAAGGUUUGCUCGCCGUGACACUCUGAUGAUUCAUCGCCGCACGCACACUGGCGAGAUGCCAUUUGAGUGUGAUAUUUGCAUGGAGAGGUUUUCGCAGCGUGUCAAGCUGCAGAUGCACCAGAAGAAUGCACAUGUGCCGAAGCAGAAACAUCAGUGCGAGUUCUGCCUGAAGCAGUUUGCACAACGCUACUAUCUGAAGAUCCACCGCCGGCUCCAUACAGGGGAGAAACUGUUGCAAUGCGACAUUUGUCUGAAGAAGUUCACGCAACGUCACUACUUGAUCAUUCAUCGACGCACGCACACAGGAGAGAAGCCGUUCCAUGACAAACUGCGUGUGCAUCGAAGGACACAUGCGCCAAAAAGGCGCUACGAGUGCGACAUAUGCAUGAAGCUCUUUGCCCAGCGGCAUUACCUGCAAGUGCACCGAAGGUCCCACACCGGGGAGAAACCAUUCCAGUGCGAUGUCUGCUUCAAGCAGUUUGCCCAGAAGAACACUUUGCAGAUCCACAAGAGGACUCACACCGGCGAGAAGCCCUUUGAGUGUGACAUCUGCCUCAAACGCUUCGCCCACAGACACUAUCUCCAAUUGCACAAGCGAACACACACAGGUGAACGCCCAUUUCAGUGUGAUUUUUGCUUCAAGCAGUUCGCCCAGCGGAACUCCCUUGUGAUCCACCGCAGGACCCACACGGGAGAGAAACCUUAUCAGUGCGAGGUGUGUUUGAAGGCGUUUGCCCAGCGGCAGUAUCUGCGGCUCCACAAGGUCACCCACACCGGUGAGAAAGCCUUCCACUGUGAGAUCUGCUCCAAGCAGUUCGCCCGGAGUGACACGCUUCAGCGUCAUCGCAGGACUCACUCGACACAACCCCAGAAUGAGCCUAAGACUUCACAGAAAGCAGGCUCUGGUUCCAACACCGCCAAAGGCAUAGAAGAAUUCCCCCCCAUGAGUAGCUACUUAUGGCAGUUGUAA